This is a messenger RNA of Acanthosepion pharaonis, 765 nucleotides long. The record is from the annotation of a GenBank genome assembly. Lineage: Eukaryota; Metazoa; Mollusca; Cephalopoda; Sepiida; Sepiidae.
AUGUUCUCUUUUUCUUUUCUAGCUCUCCUUACUACCCUCUCCUCUUCCAACUCACCUUGGCCACCCUCACAAACAUCGCCACCGCUGGCGGCAACACCCGUUAUAUUACCCUUAACUCAGCAGCCCCUCUCUCGCCAUCACGACGGCCUGGUACCAUUUACCAUUAACCAGAAGUCGCAAUAUUUAUCGUCCUUCCUCCUCCGCAGCGUCUGUCGCAGUAGGAAGAUCAGUAGAUACGAUGGCGGUGGACGUAAUGGCAGUAUGAGUAAAAUGGCGAGCAACCAUUCCUUUUGUUUCCUUCAUCCGGGUUUUUUAUUGUCACCCUUUUUUUUCGUUUCUUUUCAUCCACGUCACUUUUCAUUUUAUUUCAAGUUUUUGUUUCUUUUUCGUUUUUCAUUUCAUUCAUUCCUAUGUAAUUUUUUAUUUACCCUUAAAUAUUUUCGGUUAUUUCUCCCUUUCACACAUUUCUUUCUUUCUUUCUUUCUUUCUUUUUGCAAUUUUUUUCUUUACCCAAUUUUUUUUAUUAUUUUCGAUUAUUUCUCCAUUCCACUCUUUCUUUCUUUCUUUCUUUCUUUAUUUAUUUAUUUAUUUAUUUCUCUCUUUCUUUAUUUCUAUCAUUUUCUUUCUUUCUUUCUUUCUUUCUUUCUUUCUUUCUUUCUUUCUUUCUCCUGUAAGUUUCUUCUUCUCUUGGGUGAUUUUUUUUGUUUGCACCAUUUUAUUAUUUCCCCCUUUUUUUCUGCUUUUUGCUUUUGCUAUGAAGUGUAA